GAGCCACUGGUUUCAUUGCAUCCCAUGGAAGAUACAAUUCGUCUUAAUCAAUUUGUUAGACAUACAAUUGUCAUUGGACAUAAUAGACCAUUUAAUUGUCUUUUAAUAGAACUCGAUGUUGAUCGUUUAAAAAAUGCACCUUUCUUGGAAAUCACGAAAAGUAUCUUUGAUUCAGUUCAUCAAGCUAAUAUUAAUUGCCCAUCACAUUCUCGAAUUUUUGACGAAAUGGUUUAUAUCUUACCUCUUGAAGGAAAAAUACUACCUAGAACCAUGAAAAAUGGUAUUCAACGUAAAAAAGUUGAGAUAGAAUUUAAAGAGGAAAUAGAAAUGCUUUAUGACAAUUUAGUAAGUAGAAAAGUUGUUCCGAGUGAGAAAUCGUUUUCUGAUAAUCAAUGGAAUGAAGAUUCUGUGAAGUCUACCGUAUUAAAUUCUCUUAAAUUAGUAAUUGGAGAUUCAUUCUUAAAAAUUACCGCAUAUGAAACUUCAUUCUUUGCUUUGGGUCUAGAUUCUUUAUCUGCAACUAAAUUACGUUCUAUUCUUCAAAAUCAAUUUUCAUUUAUCGACCUUUCUUAUGACGUGAUUUUUGAACAUAAUACUGUUCAAA
Racocetra persica is the source of this 604-nucleotide messenger RNA. The record is from the annotation of a GenBank genome assembly. NCBI's taxonomy places the organism in Eukaryota, Fungi, Glomeromycota, Glomeromycetes, Diversisporales, Gigasporaceae.